Molecule: messenger RNA, 789 nt
Organism: Myotis brandtii (Brandt's bat)
Lineage: Eukaryota; Metazoa; Chordata; Mammalia; Chiroptera; Vespertilionidae
Product: selection and upkeep of intraepithelial T-cells protein 10-like
Exons: 5
Biological process (GO): T cell receptor signaling pathway; regulation of cytokine production
Cellular component (GO): external side of plasma membrane
Molecular function (GO): signaling receptor binding
Source: RefSeq, a predicted model, not a curated record
CUCUAGGCUUGGAUAUACAGAUUAAUGUUCAUGUUCCUGACACAAAAGGGAUCGUGGUGGAGUGUAACUCGGGAGGGUGGUACCCACAACCCCAGAUGAAGUGGAGAGACAGCAGAGGGAAUAUAGUUCCAGCCUCAUCAAAAACCUUCUCUGAGGAUGGAGCUGGAUUAUUGCACCUGAAGACAAGUGUUCUUCUAAAAAACAGUACCCAUGGACCUAUCACUUGCUGCUUUCAUAACCCAGUUACUGGUCAAGAGAAAAGGGCAAGUAUUGUCCUACCAGAUAUCCUGUUAACAUCGAAGUAUAUGUCGACAAUGUGGCGUAUAAAGUCGUGGCUCCUGAUAUAUGUAGUACUCUUUGCGCAUUUUCUUCUGUGUUUGAGAUUAAAAGAUAUACAAAAAAACUGGCACAUUUUUUUUAAAAUUGUGUUUGAGUGUUUACCAUUCCUGAUGCAUGCUAGCAUCUUUCCUGUCUAUUGGCAACUGCGGGAUAAAGCCUCUGUUUUGGAUAGCCAAGCCCCAUUUUAUAGUACUUGGAUGUGUGAUCUGUGUUUGAUCCUGGGUACACUGAUGGUAUUUUUCACCCUACUCAUUUUUGGUCUCUUUUAUACCCUGAAAGAUAUUUCACAAGAAUGGACAUCUGACUACUCAUCUGAAACACAGGACACUCGAGGACAGUAGAACCAGCAAUGUAAACUUUGAGAUAAAGGCAUUUUGGACCAAGGACCUGUACUUUUCUACAGAGUCAAAUAAUUAUAAUGUGUGAGAGCAAAAUAAAAAAUUUCAGAUA